CACAACACAUUCAUGCUGGCAUUACCUGCUUACUGACUGCUGACGUUUUCACGAAACACGUUGUCAAUACUGACUGAUUCAAUUGAGUUAUCAUUUUGUUUUUUUACUUCUCAUUUUCUCCCGAGCAUGAGCUGAUGACACUCUGUGAAAGUGCCAAGUAAUUCACCUGUGAACACCUGUAGGCUGCAAUGGAUCCCCUGCCAGCAGGUCAGACAGUGCACACCUGUAACCAGGAGGCAGACGGUUCAGGAUUGUUAAAGGGAGGAGUUGACACCAGCGCAAACACUUAUGUCCAUGAUUUGUUCCAUGAAGAUGCACAGGGCCUCCAGCAGUCUAGCCAGCCGUGGUGGCGAAUCAAACUGUUUGUGUGGGAGCCGGUGCUCUUCGGUACCUGGGACGGCGUCUUCACCACAUGCAUGAUCAACAUAUUUGGUGUGGUGUUGUUCCUGCGGACAGGUUAUCUGGUGGGGAACACAGGUGUGCCGCUCGGGAUGCUACUGGUCUCUAUGGUUGUGCUGGUUGCUUUAGUAACAGUGAUGUCAGGGAUUGGAGUCAAUGAGCACUGUGGAGUUGGGAGUGGAGGAAUCUACUCCAUGAUCUCCACUGUCCUGGGGGGCAGGGUCGGGGGCACUGUGGGCCUCCUCUAUGUGUUUGGACAGUGUGUAGCUGGGGCCAUGUACAUCACAGGCUUCUCUGAGUCUGUGGCGGAGCUGCUGGGUCUGCAGAGCCAAUGGGCAGUGCGUGGCAUGUCAGCGGCAGUGUUGCUGGCCCUGGUCGGAAUCAACCUGGGCGGUGUCAAGUGGAUUGUGCGACUCCAGCUGCUUCUGCUAGCUGUACUGGCUGUCUCCACGCUGGACUUUGUCAUUGGCACCUUCACACAUCUUGACCCAGAGCACGGUUUCGUUGGUUAUUCAGCUGGUCUGCUCGGCAGCAACGCAAAGCCAGAUUACACCCCAGGAGAAAACUUCUUCACUGUCUUUGGGGUCUUCUUUCCUGCUGCUACAGGGGUUAUGGCAGGCUUCAACAUGAGCUCAGACCUUCAGCGGCCUGAACACAACAUCCCUGUGGGAACACUGGCAGCUGUCUUCACUUCGUGGUUCCUGUAUCUGGUCUUUGUCUUCCUCCUGGGAGCCAUCUGCACCAGAGAAGCACUGCGUUAUGACUUCUUGAUAGCAGAAAAGGUCUCCUUGGUGGGUUUCCUGUUUCUGCUGGGCCUCUACAUCUCCUCCCUCGCUUCCUGCAUGGGCGGCCUGUAUGGAGCACCCAGGAUCCUCCAGUGCAUUGCCCAAGAGAGGGUCAUCCCCGCUCUGUCCUUCCUGGGAAGAGGGAAAGGCCCAAACAAGACUCCAGUGGCAGCAAUCUGCCUGACCAGCCUGCUGACCAUGGCCUUCAUUUUCAUCGGACAGGUCAACGUACUUGCCCCCAUCGUCAGCAUCAACUUCAUGCUCACCUACAGCUUUAUCGACUACUCCUACUUCAGCGUAGCCAUGACCUUCCAGCUACAGACUAAAGAGAAGAAGGGCGCCCUCCUGGCCAGAGGCAACCAGCGAAGGUCCACCAGGCAGAGCUCCAAGCCUCUGAUAGAGACUACUCUCCCAAACUAUGGGAGUGGAGGCGCGAGUCCACAGAGUAAAGGCACUCUGCUGGAGUUCACCAAGGACAUGGAUCAGAUCUUUCCCUCCAUCUCAAAUGGAGAUGCUGGAGCCGAGAAGACCUCCAUCAUGCAAGAGCUCAACAGCAAAUGCAAGAACAGAAAGGUUACAGCAAAGCAGAAGCUGAUGGAUAGCUUCGGCUUGGAUCUGAACAGAAAUGUGUUUUCAGAAGAAAAAGAAGAAGAGAUCAGUUCAGCUCAACCACAAGAGGAAGCUGUGGUGCAAAGUGGAAGUGGGGAACCCAGGACCGGAGAAGAGCCACAGAUAAAAACCUGCCAUGCAGAGCAGGAUCCACCUCUUGGACCUCACAGUCCCAGCACAGGCACUGGAGAGAAAGCAGAGCACCAGAGCGUUGAAAUCAAACCCAUGCCAGAUUCAUGCUAUGCAAAGUUCUGCAACCACUGGGUUGCUCUUAUCGGUGUGUUAAGCUCCAUAUGCAUCAUGUUUGUUAUUCAGUGGGUGUAUGCCUUAGCAAACAUAGUCAUCGCCCUGCUGCUCUUCUUCUACAUCGGGAAAACAAGUCCUGGACUACCUAUAGGUAUUGCAGCUCGAUUCAGCUUUUUCACAUGGCUCAAAUCAACAUUAAGUAGCAUUUGCAGGAGAAAAGGGUCUCCCCACGAUGAGAUUGUAGUGACACCCUCCCUGUCCGGGGUCGGCCUGAAAACCAAGCAGCUGACAGAAGAAAAUGCUGACUUUGCCUCUCGUCACCGCUAUCACCAAUCCUCAUUCAUCAUGACUGACAAAAUGGUGCAACCACCACUCCACUGACUGAUUCAAACACUGCCACCACUGCAGCAUGUGCAAUUGUUCACAUUCUGAAACCAAACAACAUUUUUCUGCCUCGAACAAUUUGUGGUGUCACCCCGAUCGACCACAUUCUGCACACAUUUUCUUUUUAAGAGAGACAUUCAGGGACUCGGAUCGUUUUCCUGUGGUAGUCAGAUGAAAUCUGAGCUAAGCUUUUUCUUGAGUUGCACAAAGUGUGUGUGUGUGUGUGCAUGUGUGUGUUUGUGUGUGCGUGUGAGUGUGUGUGAGAAAGAGAGAUGUUUGGGGACUAAAUGUAACUGUAAUUACAAGUUUAAAAAAAUAACUUAUUUAUAAACCAAUUUAACUUUGAAUGAAGUAUCACAAUCUGUCCUGUUAAAAGUUAUUGUCAUCAGUUAACUGUACUGCUGUGUCACUUCCAAGAGGUCCAGACACCACAGUGCUCAUGUGGCAUAAACAUUGCAUGUGUGACACAAUUUCAUUAAAAUACAUAUGUUAACUUUUGCAUGCUUUUAGUUAAUU
Messenger RNA from Scomber japonicus (chub mackerel), 2939 nucleotides. RefSeq names its product solute carrier family 12 member 8 (gene slc12a8). Bases 189 to 2420 code for a protein of 743 amino acids. The record is from RefSeq and is a predicted model, not a curated record. Gene Ontology annotation, cellular component: membrane. Gene Ontology annotation, molecular function: potassium:chloride symporter activity. Lineage: Eukaryota; Metazoa; Chordata; Actinopteri; Scombriformes; Scombridae. Gene Ontology annotation, biological process: potassium ion import across plasma membrane; chloride ion homeostasis; potassium ion homeostasis. The transcript has 14 exons.